Molecule: messenger RNA, 579 nt
Organism: Thermothielavioides terrestris NRRL 8126
Lineage: Eukaryota; Fungi; Ascomycota; Sordariomycetes; Sordariales; Chaetomiaceae
Exons: 1
Coding region: 7-507 (166 amino acids)
Source: RefSeq, a predicted model, not a curated record
CAGAUCAUGGCCGACCCCGAGCGGGUCAGCUGCCAGGUCCGCGACCUGAUGUACCUCCACUCCAUGCCGCUGUGGCGCGCGCGGGACACGCCGCAACGGGCUUUUUACCGCCUCUACAAGGCGUUCUGCGCUGCCGACGGGCACAUGAUUACCUACGAGACCGAGUAUUUCUGGCGCCACCCAUCUCCCUCCUGGGCCACCGCCAACAUCCCGGACCCCGAGUGCGAGGACCCGGAGCAAUACGCUGUCAUGGCGUCUUUAGCCGAGGUUCUGGUCGAGUCCUUCUUGUGGCGCCUGGAGCUCGGCCUUCGCAGGAGCGACUCGCCGAUCAUGAACCACUAUAAGAAGCCUCCUCCCUACGUUCCGGAGAUCUGCCCUUCGUGGACGGCCAAGGUACCGCCUCUGAAGACAAAGUUGGUGAUUCACCCUGAGGAGGACGUGUACUUUGACAGCCCGUUUCACCGUCGCAACAUAUAUAUGGCGACCGGCUGGUUCUAUACUGUCUGAAGGACGCCAUCGCAUUCGGACUGCUGUCAGCCGUCGUGCCCGAUGCUUCCGUUUGCUGGCAUCCGCAUCUCA